Molecule: messenger RNA, 648 nt
Organism: Heterotrigona itama
Lineage: Eukaryota; Metazoa; Arthropoda; Insecta; Hymenoptera; Apidae
Source: the annotation of a GenBank genome assembly
AUGGAUGUAAUAAGAGACGAAGACAGGCGCAGGCGCCUGAGGGUGCUGGAGGAACGUAUAAAAGACCCAAGGAGCAUCACAAAUAUCGACUGCUUGUUGGAUACGGUUCAAGCCCUGGUGGCAGAUUGUGAUCAUCCCAGCGUAAAACAUGACUCGGUAGCUCAAGAUAUUUGUAAAAUGCGAAUGCGUACGGAUGACUUUACUCUGAUAAAAGUGAUUGGUCGUGGAUCGUUCGGCGAGGUACAGUUGGUGAGACACAAGUCUACGCAAAAAGUAUACGCUAUGAAGUUACUCAGUAAAUUUGAAAUGAUCAAACGAUCAGACUCGGCUUUCUUCUGGGAAGAACGUGACAUAAUGGCACAUGCCAAUUCUCAGUGGAUAGUUCAGCUUCAUUUUGCAUUUCAAGAUCAAAAGUAUCUUUACAUGGUAAUGGAUUAUAUGCCUGGCGGUGAUUUAGUGAAUUUAAUGUCAAACUACGAUGUGCCAGAGAAAUGGGCAAAGUUUUAUUGCGCAGAAGUGGUGCUCGCGUUAGACGCGAUACAUCUCAUGGGUUUUGUUCAUAGAGAUGUAAAGCCAGACAACAUGUUGCUCGACAAGUAUGGUCAUUUGAAACUUGCAGAUUUUGGCACUUGCAUGAGGAUGGAUGUC